AUGUAUAAAAAUGACUUGAAAAAACAAACAAUUGGUGAUAUCAGUUUUCAAUUUACACCAAAUGCAGGUCAAUUAAAAUUAACUGAUAUAAGAAAAUCAUUUCAUAAUGGUCAAAUUGAAAAAAAAGUAUCUCAUUUUGGAAUUGGAAAAGCAACUUGUAAAUUAAAAAUAUCUCAAGAUAUUUUUAUUCCUUUUAUUGGAAGUUCAUUAUCAUAUGGUUUAAAUGUUAUUGGUAAAAAUGUUAGUAAUCAACAUCAAAUAAUAUCAAGUCCAGAAACAGAUAGACGUCAAAAAAAGAAUAAUAUUAUUGAUACUAUAGAGAAUGAAUUAGAAGAUAUUGAUAUGGAUAUAAAUUAUUGUUUAAGUAGAGAAAAAGAUGUUAUUGAAUUUCCUUCAUGGGAUAAUCAAUUGAGAGGAAUUGAAUGUCGUGUUGAAAAAAUGGGUCUUGUAAUAUAUGAAGAUAUUGUAAAAAUUAUUUUAAAUGAGCUAUAUGAUUUAUGGCCAAAAUGGAAUUUAAGAGCUCGGGGAAUUAUUGUCAAAAGGCGUUUACAAAAUUUUAAAAAAAUUUUUAUUGAAAAAUGUAUUACUUUUGAUAAAUAUCCCUUUUGGAGAAAAGAUUUUUCUUUUUCUCCUAUGAAAAGUAACAUUGAUUGUAAAACAAAGUUACAUUUUUUUAUAAAUCAAGAUUUUUUUGAAAAUGUAAGAAAGAAUUUAAUAUUUGAUUGGGAAAACUUUUUUGAAAAUAGUAAUUUUAAAGGUGGUAGAAGUUUGGAAGAACUUGUUGAGGAAGUUGAUAAUUUUAUUAUGAAAGCAACACGUAUAACUAGAUUUCAUUGGCCUUUAUCUAUUUGCAAAACUUUACUAAAAUUUUCACAAGAAUGGAUCAGUUGGGUUGGUGAAGAUUCUGAAGAAAAUAUUAAUAAGUUUUUUAAUGGUAUUGCUUCAUUGCAAAGACACUUACUUAUAACAGUGAUAAAAGAAAAUUUUCAGAAAUUUUUGAAAUAUAGAAGUUCAGACAAUACUAGUAAUGUUGACACAGAUUGUGAUGAAUAUCUUGAUGAUUCAGAUAAUGAAUUGCUUCUUUAUAAUGUUGUGAAACAAAUUUCUAUUUUAGGAGAUGAAAUACCAAGAUGUGAAACAAAAUUAUUUCCUGAAAUGUUUGGAAAGAUUAAAUUUAUUAAUUGUGGAAAUGAUGUUAAUCUUCCAUUAUUUCGAAUACGAUUUCAUGAUAUAUUUGUUCCAUUUGAAAAAGAAUACCUUGAAUUACGUAAUAAUGUUAAUAUUUUUUUAGCUGAUAAUUUUCAACCUGACAAAUGGAAAACAUUAUGCUUAAAUUGUUUGGACUAUCAAAAAAGAUUAAAUAUUAAAGGAAGUACAACAUUUUCAGAAUCAAUUAUGGUAAAUUAUAUUUCUAAAAAAACAAUGUUACAAGACAAAACUUCUGAUAUGAUUGGAGAAUUAAGAAGGCAUAUGGAUGAUUACUUAUCAUUAAAAAUGAAAGAUACAAUAGAUUUUUAUGGAAAUGCAAGUUCAAAAUUAUAUGGAAAAAGUGAAAUUGAUCAGAUUUGUUCUAUUGCUCAAGUCAUAGAAAAAGAUCUUCCUAUACUAAAAAAGAAAUUAGAAGAUGUGAAAAGUGCUUUUAAAGUUGUUCUUGAAUUAGAUAUGGCAAAUGAAACAAUAUUUUUAAAACUUUUUAAUAUAUUACAUUUACCUAAAAAUUUAACACUUCUUAUUGAACUUAUUCAAAGUAUUCUUAAGGUUGAUCAAGAGGAUAUUGAAAAAGAAAUUGUAAUUCAGGCAAAAGAGAUGUAUGAUGAAGUUUCGGCAUUAGAUAGAGAAGUACACUUUGCCAAAAGAAAAUAUGUAAAUAGUAAAUAUUAUAAAGAAAUUGAUCGUAUUGUAAAAAGAUUUGAAGAUGCUGAAAAAAGGUUAAAAGUAAUAGUAGAAGAAUUUCCUAUUUUAGAAAAAAGAAUGGAAGUUCUAGAUCUUCCUCCUUUAAAUAUAGAUAUUAAAAAAUUAUUAAGUAGAACAUCAGUGUUUAAAAAUUUUGCUAACGUCAAUUUUAAAAUUAGUCAUUUUUAUGAAAAAAUGAUGUGCCAAUUAGUAAGUAAAAUAGAAUAUAAUAAGUAUGAUGAUCUUUUUAUUGAAAUUAAAAAAAAUUUUGAAACAUUGAAAAUUGAUAAACAAAAAUACAAUGAUAUUGUAUUAACAAAUGUCAUUGAUGUAGUUUUGAGAAGAAUGGAAAAUAUGUUAAAUGAAUGCAAUGAAGUUAUGCCCAUCCUGAAAAUGUUGUGUUCUGAAGGAAUGAGAGAUAGACAUUUUAGUAAAAUUUUUCAAUCAAUAGAUAAUACUGAAAUUACCAAGGAAAAUUUAACCGUUAGAAAAUUAUUAGAAUUAAACUUAAUUGAACAAGUAGAUGUUUGUGAAGAAGUCACUGAAAUAGCAAAUAAAGAACUACGAUUAGAAGAAACAUUAAAACAAAUGCAGGAACAGUGGGAAGAACUAGAAUCUUCAAGUUUAAAUAAUAUAUUAUUUGAUAGUGUUACUCAAAGUUUGCUUAAUGAACAUAUUAUAAAGACACAAACAAUAAUAUCUUCACCAUUUGCUGAAGCAAUAAUGGAUCAAUUAAAUAAAUGGUUAAAAACACUUUUUGAAGCUUCUAAUAUUUUAGAACUAUAUAAAGCAUGCCAUUUAAAAUGGCAGGCAAUGGAACCUAUUUUUGUUAAUGAAGAUAUUGUUUAUCAAAUGCCAGAUGAAUGGAGAUUAUUUCAAAAUGUUGAUUCCAGAUGGCGGCUUAUUUCAUUGAAAAUUAUGCAAUAUAAACAAGCCAUUAAAAUCAUUGAAACUAAUGUUAAGGAAGAUUUAAAUAAAAUAUUAGAAGAUAUAAAAUCAAUUCAGAAUGGAUUUGAAAAAUAUUUACAAACAAGAAAAAUUAACUAUCCAAGAUUAUUUUUUCUUGCUAAUACAGAACUUUUAGAAAUGUUAGCACAAUAUAGAAAUACCAAAUCAAUAUGUAAUUUCUUACCAAAAAUGUUUAGUUCAAUUUAUGAUCUUACAUUUAAUACUAGAGGAGACAUAAUUGAAAUUAUAAAUGAAAAUGAUGAAAAACUUUUACUUUCAAGACCAAUACAUGCAUCAUUAUCAAAAUCACAUCUAGAAAAACGACUUAAUGAAUUAGAAAAAGAGAUGAUUUGGAGUUUAAGAAAUACUCUCAAAAAACUAAUUCAAAAUAAUGGUAUUAGUUUUGAAAAAUGUGAAAUUAUUUUGGAAGGAAAUUUAGAUCAAAUUUGUUUACUAUAUUAUCGUCUUAACAUAACACAAUGUAUAGAAAAUGGAAUAAAUAGUUCAAAAAUAAAUUUUUCAAUAGAUACCUUACAAAAGUUUAGAUCAAAUUGUCAGAAAUUAUUGAAAAUUAAUAAAAAUAUAUGGCUAAAAAAGAAACUACUUUUGCAAACGCUGAUAGUUGAAAUUGAUGAGUAUGUUGAUAUAUGUAAACAACUUAUUGAAUCGGAAGUUUAUCUUGUCGAUCAUCUUCUAUGGAAAAAAGAAUUACGAUAUUACUGGAAAAAUGAUAAUUUAUUCAUUAGGAUUCUUCAUAUGAAUAUUAUUUACUCAUAUGAAUUUUUGAGUAUUUCUCAGUUAAUAACACCAACCGUGGAAACAAAAAAACUUUGGAGACAUUUAUUAUAUGCUCAAAUCCAAAAUUAUGGUGGUAUAAUUUGUGGUCCUCCAGCAACUGGAAAAAGUGAAUCAUGUAAAACAUUAGCAGCACUUCUUGGUAGACACUCUUUUUCAUUUAAUUGUUCAGAACAAGUUUCAAAAAGUCGAAUAGAAGAUUUACUUACUGGAGCAGCACUUUCAGGAACAUGUUUAUGUUUAGAUGAAUUUAAUAGAUUGCAAACAAAUACAAUGGCCUGGUUUGCAAAUCAUGUCGUUGGAAUUUAUCAAAGUAUUUCUUCAAAAAGUAUGAAAUAUGAAAUUAUGAAUAAUGAAAUAGUAUUAAAAUCUAAUUUUUUUAUUGCUGUUACAUUGAAUCCUGAUAAAAUAGGAAGAUACCCCAUACCUGAUAAUGUUACUCCGGCAUUUAAAGUUAUCAUAGCAAAUACACCAGGACUUUUAACUAUUUGUGAAAGUUAUCUAAAAAUGAAUGAAUUUAAGGAUUAUCAAACUUUAUCAACAAAUGUUAUAAAGACUAUGAAUAUAUUAGAAUCUCUAUUAACUCCAAUGAAACAUUAUUCUUUUAAGCUUAGAAUAAUAUUUUCUAUUAUAACAGAAGCUGUAAUAAACAAAAAUAAUAAUAUUCCUGAAUUUGAAGCUGUUAAAAUGGCAAUGGCAUUUAUUAUAAAACCUUUUCUUAUUGAAAAAGAUAAUGUGGUAUUUGAUACUGUUCUCAAUUAUACUUUUUAUGAAAAAAUGUUAAAUCGAAAAAAUAGUUAUAAAUUGUAUGAUGACGAAGAAAUGAAUAAAACAUUUACAUUGAUUACACAAAGUUUAUCAUUUACAAUUGAUACAAAAUAUAAGCAUAAAUGUUUUGAAAUCAUGAUGAUUUCUCGAAUCUCAAAAGCAAUUCUAAUGUUAGGUUGUUCAUUGACAGGAAAAUCAACACUUCUAAAACUUGCUUCAGAAAUGUUAAAUCAUAUUUCGAAUAAAAAAAUUAUCAUUAAAAGAUUUAAUCCCAGUCGAUUUUCACAAGAAUCAAUUUUUGGCACAUUUCAUCAAACUUUUAACGAUUGGAAUAAUGGCUUUUUGGUUGAAAUGUUAAUGAGUAAAUUAGAUGAAACCGAAGAAUUAUGGAUAGUUUUUGAUGGUUUAUUAGAUUCUGAAUGGGCAGAAUCACUUAAUAGUUUGUUAGAUAGUAAUAAUAAACUAAAUUUAGCUAAUGGUGAAAGUAUAUUACUAGAAAGUAAUAUUAAAAUAUUUUUUGAAACAGAUUCUGUUGAAAAAAUUGCUGCAAGUACAAUUAGUAGGUGUAGAGUAAUUAAUACAAAUGAUAUUGUUAUUGAAAUAUCUUCAUGUUUAGAAGCAGAAGAACAGUACAAUUCUAUAUUAAGUGUUGCUAGUUUGUUAAAGUUUCCAAAUAUGACUAUUAAAAAUUAUUUUUAUACACAACUUCAAAAUAUUUUAACUGUUUAUAAAAAAUUUUGGAAUCAAUCAUUAUCUAACACUUUGAUGUAUGAAAUUCAAUAUAUUUUUCAAAAUUUAAUAAUACCUAAAGAAAAUUUUCUAAAAGAUUUUAAUUUGGAUAAAAUAAUACCACCACAUCCAAUGCCUUUAAAUAAAUCAUCAAAUAAUUUAUUUGAUAAUAUUCAUUUAAAAAAAUUAAAUGACAUAUUGUUAAAAUUAAUAUAUGGUAAUCAAUUUAUUAUAUUAGCUGGAACAUUUGGAUCUGGUAAAACAACAUUUUUGGAAAAAUUUACCUCAUCACUAGAUGUUUCUUUAUGGGAAAUAUAUAAAUUUGAUAUAACAACUGAAACAACAGCAACAAUAUUUUUAGAUUCACUACUACAAACUAAAUUAUUUAGAGUUACAAAAGAUCAUUAUACUGUACCUGGAAAUCGUAAUAUUUUAAUUAUUAUUAACUCACUUCAUUUAGUUAAUGAUAAUUCAAGAAAUAGUAUUUGGGAAUUUUUACGUUGCUGUUAUGAUAGAAAGAUAAUCCAACACAUUGAUGGUUCUGUGUGUACAUUUGAAAAUGUUUACUUUCUUGCUGAGUACUCUGCAAAAUAUAUUGAUGAUAUUGUGGAAAAAAUUCCACAACGUAUGCGUAGAUAUGUUAUUCCUAUUUCAUUUCCUAAUGUUUUAAAAUUGAAAAGGCAAGAAACAACUUUGAAUUCAUUUGUAAAUCAAUUAAAAUUAUUUGCCGAAAAUAAUACUAUUAUAUAUAAUGAAAUAUAUUUUUAUUAUAAAUAUUUGUCUGAAAAUCAAAAAAUAUCAUACAGAAUAUUGGAUGAUUAUUGUAAAGAAUAUAUUAAGAAAGAAAAUAAUUUUGUAAUAUUUAAUAAUGAAAAUAAACAAAAAGUUCAAAUUCCAUUGAAGUCAUUCAAAGAAUAUUUGUUAAAAAAAAGAAAAGAUUUUAUAAAUUUGUUUUAUAUAAUUGAAAUUCCUAUUACAGAUACUAUCUCAAGGCGUAUAGCUUUUUAUUGGAAGACACUUUUUAUUCAUAAUUAUCAUUCUAUAACAUUUACUUCAUAUAAUUCUUGGGAUAUAGAAAUUAUUUCAUUUGCUUGUUAUAUUGAAAAAAUUAAUUUUGAAAUAAUAUAUCCUGACGCUACUCCAACACAUUGGAAUGUUAUUCUAAUGAAAUCUAUUAACAUUGCUGUUGUUGAGGAGAAAAAAGUUUUAAUAUAUAUUCCAGAUAAUAUUUAUAAUAAAGAAACAAAGAAGACAAUCUUGAAAGAUGUAAAACAAUUAGUUAAUGGUGGAUUACCUCUUGAUUUAUUUGGUCCAAAAUCAAUAAAUGAAUUGGCUGAUUCUUUUUAUAUGAGAACUUCAAUGAAACCAACUUCAGAAGUUUUAAAAAAUCAAGAACAAUUGUCAGAUGUUGACCAUUUUAAAGCAACAACAAAUGAAUGGAAAAAAUAUAAAUGUAUAAAAGAAUUAUUAAAAUCAAAUUUAAAAAUUCGAUUUGCUAUAACAGAUAAUACUAAUGGAAUAGGAAAUUUACGUGAUAUUCAAGAUUACUGUAUAAUAGAAGACUGGAGAAGAUGGACAGAAGAUGAUUUAUUAAAUAUUGGUAUUUCAAUUUUAGAAGAAUCCAAUGAAUUUAGUGAUGGUAAUUCAAUUAAUUUUGUUCAAAAAAUGAUAAAUAUACAUAAUGUAAUAAGAAAAGUUGAUAACUCAUAUUCCACAAAACAUUUUAUUGAUUAUUGUAAAACUUAUUGUUAUUUAUGUAAAAAAAUGAGAAUUGGUAUUGAGACAUUAGAUAAAAGGUAUAAAGCAGGUAUUAAGAGAAUUAUAAAAGCUGAUGAACAGAUGAAUUUUUUACAACAAGAAUUAUUACGUCUUCAACCAGAAUUACUUAGAACAUCACUGGAGACAUCUCAAUUAAUAUGUGUAAUUGAAAAAGAAACAAUUGAUGUUGAAAAUGCUAAAGAAGUUGUGGCAGCUAAUGAAUUUAAAGCUAAUACCACUGCAACAAAUGCUCAAUCAUUAAAAGCUGACUGUGAAAAUGAGUUGUCUGAAGCUAUACCAGCACUAGAAUCUGCUAUAGAUGCAUUACAAUGUAUUGAUCAAAAAGAUAUUAGUAUGCUUAAAGCAAUGCGAUACCCACCAAGUGGUGUUCGACUUUGUAUGGAGGCAAUAUGUAUUCUUUUAGAAGAGGAACCAGCGAAAAUUCAUGAACCAGGAAAAAAAGCAAAACUUGACUAUUGGGUUACAGCUCAAAAAUUGUUGUCUGAUAUGCGUUUUUUACAAAGAAUUAAAAAUUUUGAUAAAGAUAAGAUACCAUUAAAAGUAAUUAGAAGAAUAAGAAGAGACUACCUUUCAAGGGAAGAUCUUGAUACAGAAAAUAUUAAAGCUUCAUCAGUUGCUGCUGAAGGUUUAGUUAAAUGGAUUAAGGGUAUUGAUACAUAUUUAAGAAUAAGUGAAAUAAUUGAACCAAAGAAAAAAAAAUUAAAAGAGGCAGAAUUAUUAGUUAAAACAGAGAUGAAAUUACUAGAAUCAAGGAGAAAAGCUUUAAUUGAGAUUACAGAACGUUUACAAAAAUUGAGUGAUCAAUUUAGUCAGAUGAGUCAAAGAAAAGAAGAUUUAAUUGAAAAUAUUAAAAAUUGUGAAAUAAAAAUGGGAAGAGCAGAAAGAUUGUUAAAUGCUUUGACAACAGAAAAAGGUAAAUGGAAAGAUAAAUUAUUAGAAUUAAAACAAGAAUCAGAAGUUUAUAAAUAUAAUAUGCUUGUUGGUUCUUCAAUUAUGGAAUAUAUAAGUAAUUGGAAUAGUAAUAAAAAAGAAGAAAUGAUAGAUAAGAUAACAAAAAUUUCAGGAUGUAAAGAAUCUUUUAAAAUGUCAAUGUUUUUAGAUCCUACUUCAGAAUAUUUAAAUUGUAAUAAAGAUUUAAUUAAUACAUUUGCAAUUGUUUUAUCAAGUCGAAAAGUUCCACUUGUUUUGGAUACUCAAGGUGGUGUUCCAAGAAAUAUGUCAUAUAUGAUUGGUCAAAAACUUGUUAUUAUUGAUUGUCAUGAUAAAAAUGUUUCUUGUGUUUUAAAAAAUUGUAUUAUAGAAGGAAAAAUUUUACUUAUUGAAAAUGUUGUUAACCCAGUUCCAUUAGUUAUUUAUCAAGUAUGUAAUAAACAAUUAUUUAAUAUCAAAGAAAUUAAAAUGCUUAGAUUUAAUAAUGAAAUGAUUCCUUAUAAUGAUAAUUUUCAUUUAAUAUUAUGUAGUAAUCAGAAGAUUAAUCAAUUCUCAAGUGAAUUUAUCUCUUAUCUUUGUUGUAUAGAAAUUACAAUUAAUGAAGAAAUUAUUAGAAGUCAUUUGUCAGAAGAAUUAUUAAAAGUUAUUGCAUCAAAUCAAAUGUCAAGAAAAGAAAUUUUAGAUAAAAAUAAUUUAGAUUUAUGUAAUAAACUUAAAAAUAUUGAAGAAAAUAUUUUGAUGCUUUUAGCUAAAAGUAAAGACCUUGAUAAUGAAACUUCAAUUGAUAUGUUAAAUGAAAUGAAGACAGUUACAUUAAAAAUUCAAGAAAAUAAAAUGGAAAUACAUUUAAUUAAUGACCAUUUGACUCAAGUAACUAAUAGUUACAUGUCAGUGAUAAAUCAUACAAUCAAGAUUAUUAAAAUCUUAAUGAAUUUACCUAUACUAAAUAAAUUGUAUGGACGUUCACUUAACUUUUUGAUUAAUGUUUUUAGAGAUGCAUUAAUUAAUGUUGCAUCUGACAUUAAAGAAACAAAUAAUAAUCAGUUAAGAGAUGAUAUAUCAAAAUAUUUUAUACAACUGUUUGGCAUGGCACUUUUUAAUCCCCAUAAACAAAUAUUUGAAUUUGUUGUGUCAAAUUUAGUUAAUUUUGACUAUUUUACUUCAAUACAUGAAUUUAAUAUGGAUAAGUUAUUUAAUGAGUAUGAAAAAUUUAUUAAAUUAACAAAUAAACAAAAUAAUGAUUUGUUCGAGAAUCUUAAAAAAAUAUAUACUUUUAAUAAACCAGUUCUUCUUGCAUAUUCUUCAUCAAUAUCAAGUGAUUAUCUUUUACAAUCACUUCAUCAACUUUCAAUGAAUGUUAAUAUUAAUCAAAGAUGUCACAUAUUUUCAAUAGAAGAAAUUGAUAAAAUUAAUUGGAAUAAAUAUUAUAAAGAUGGUGAAUGGAUUAUAAUAGAAAAUUGUCAUCUUGGCACACCUCAACAUAUUUCACAAUUAAUUUAUAUUUUAAAAAAUUUAACAAAUAAUGAAAUAAAAAAUUUUUCAGAAAAAUUUCGAUUAUUUGCUACAAUUUCAAAUAGUAUAAUGACAGAAAAUUGCGCAUUAUUAGAUAAUAUCACUGUUGUUGCAAUGGAUCAAAUCUUUAAUAUAAGAAGUUUUUUAAAAUUUUGUUACACAAAUAAAGUUAUAUGUGAGAUACAUGAUAAUGCAAAGACAUAUAUAUUUAGAGAAACAUUAUAUAAAUUAUGUAUAUUUCACUAUGUAUUAAUUGAAAGAUCUAAAUAUGGUAUUUAUGGUUGGUUUAAUGAAUUUUCACCAACAUUUACAGAUUUUGUUAGUAUGAUUAAUUUAUAUAAAGAAAACAUGACAAUCAUAAAACAUGAAAAUUUUGAAUCAAUAUAUCAAAAUAUAUUAGAAUUAUCUUAUCAGGGAAAAAUGUCAGAUGAAAAUGAUUUAUUUACUUUUAUAGUAUUAGCAAAAUGGAUAUUUGUUGGAUUAAAUAAAUUUGACAACAUUAUUAUUGAAAAUCUUCUUAAUUUUGAUUUAACCUCUUCUAGUGAUGUUAUUUCAUCAAAAUUUGAUAAUUAUCAUUUUUGUCAAAGUUUACAUUUAAGUGGUUUAAAUAAACAUAUUUCUGAGGUGUUCCUUCAACAUGAAGUUAUAACACAUCGUGAAUUUAUAUUAAAAAUGAUUGGAAAAAGUUCAAAAGUUUUAAAAAUUAAUGAUAUAUUUAGGAGAGGAACAUUAAAAAAUGAAAAUGUUGAAAAAAAUGAUUUUCCAUAUAUUUUAGAAAAAAUUCCAUCUAGUUAUACAUUAAGAAAUUUAUUACAUUUAGAUCAUGUUAGUUAUUGUAUAACAAAUGAAAUAAAUUUUUUAAAAACAAAAAUAAAAGAAUCCUCAAAAGUUUUUUUACAAAUACAAUAUUUAGAAACAAUUUUAUUAGAAAAAGGAAUAAGAAAAAUUGAUUUAAGAAGAAUAUUAAGACCAAUUUCAAUAAUUGAAGGAAUAAAACUUGAUUAUGCCAAAAAGUAUGAUUGUAGUAUUGAGGAAAUUUAUUGUUAUGGUACUAUUAAAGAACCUGAAGAUAAAUCUCAUGUUUUAGAACUUCAAGGAUGUUAUUUAAUUGGUUGUACAUAUGACAUAAAAACACAAAAAAAUAUGUAUAUAUUAAAAGAGUUAUCACCAUCAGACAAUCCCUCUACCCCAAUACCAAAUAUAUAUGUUUGUUUAAAAAAUGUAUCAUCAAACUUUCUUCAAACACUUUCAAAAAAAUUUUUAAUGUCUGAAUUGGUAUUAAAUAAAAAACAUCAAGAUAAUCAAGCUAAAAUAUUUAAAAAAAUGUAUUUUCAAUUGUAUCAUUAUGAUAAUGUAUUAAAUGAAUAUUUACCAAUAUUACCAAUAAUGAUUCAUUCAAAUAUACCAGAAUCUCAUUGGUGUUUAAGAGGAAUAAAAUUAUUAACAUCAUCCCCCAAAAUAUUUUAA
Strongyloides ratti is the source of this 10821-nucleotide messenger RNA. Its product is annotated as Dynein heavy chain at 62B. Lineage: Eukaryota; Metazoa; Nematoda; Chromadorea; Rhabditida; Strongyloididae. Gene Ontology annotation, molecular function: dynein intermediate chain binding; ATP binding; ATP hydrolysis activity. Bases 1 to 10821 code for a protein of 3606 amino acids. Gene Ontology annotation, biological process: microtubule-based movement. The record is from RefSeq and is a predicted model, not a curated record. Gene Ontology annotation, cellular component: dynein complex. The transcript has 4 exons.